Molecule: messenger RNA, 1824 nt
Organism: Metarhizium acridum CQMa 102
Lineage: Eukaryota; Fungi; Ascomycota; Sordariomycetes; Hypocreales; Clavicipitaceae
Source: RefSeq, a predicted model, not a curated record
AUGUCCACAUUGACCUUGGCCGGCCUUGGCUCGCUGCUCACCAACGUUGGCGUGCACGACUUCCAGUCACUCUGUGCCGACAUUCCCAACACGCGCACUCUCAGUCGGCCACCCGACAUUUACCGCCUGAUCCUCACAAUUCUUUUAGCCAAGCUGACGGGUUGUGAUGCCACACUGAUCUAUGAGUCCAUCCAGCUACCAGGCACGCUGCCCAACGGCGACUUGGCCGUUGAGCUGGCCACGUCUUUCCCAGAAAACCACCCGAUGCUCCAGAACCCAACAGCCAGCGGCGUCCACCUUCCCUUCUUCUUAACUCCAAAGCCUCUGUCACACCUCAUCCUCCCUUGUGUUUUUGAGCGGCGGGAGGCGUACGGCCGCGACUUGACUUUGGGCCUCGACGCUUCUAUGGCAGGCGGCGAGAGGCGAAAGAAAGUCGUCAUUGAAUUCUCCUCGCCCAACAUCGCCAAGGAAUUCCACGCUGGCCAUUUGCGAAGCACCAUCAUCGUCAACUAUCUUGGCGAUUGGGGCAAACAGUUUGGGCUGCUUGCUGUCGGUUGGCAGCGCUUUGGCUCCGAGGAACUGCUGUCUCGGGAGCCACUGAAGCACUUGCUCGGCGUUUACGCUCAGAUCAACGCCGAGUUCAAGCUCGAGGAAGAAGAAAGCAAACGAGCCCGUGCCGAGGGACGCGAUACAUCCGAAAUCGAGUCUCGAGGCCUCUACGCCGAGCGAAACGGCUACUUCCGCCGCAUGGAGAAAGGAGAUGCAGACGCCAUCGCACUCUGGCGACGAUUUAGGGAUAUAAGCAUCGACCGAUACAUUGCAACGUACGCACGUCUUGGUAUCGACUUUGACAAAUAUUCUGGAGAGUCUCAAGUCAAGAGUGCUACAGUCGACGCCGCUGAGAGCGCACUAAAGGAAAGCGGCGUCUACAAGGAGCACGACGGCUCAUGGAUCAUUGACUUUGAAAAAUAUGGGUUUAAAGGCCUAGGGACGGCUGUCGUCCGUGGACGCACGGGGAGCACCACGUAUCUUCUGCGGGAUGUUGUCUCCUGCGAGCAAGAUCUGUACUUCAAGCGUGUUUUCAGAACAUUGGAGCUCAUGGGUCGCUCCGACUUGGCUGGUCGACUGCAACACAUCAAUUUCGGCAAGGUAUUGGGCAUGUCUCCUCGAUUAGGCAAUGUUCAACUCCUUGGUGACAUACUUGACCAGUCCAGGGACGCCAUGCAUGACGUUAUGCGUCGAAAUACUACAAAAUACGCUCAGGUGGAGGACCCAGUUUCCGUGGCCGAGUCUGUUGGCAUAUCUGCCGUCAUGGUCCAAGACAUGUCUGGCAAGCGCAUCAACAACUACCCCUUCGACAUCACCCGCAUGACAUCUUUUGAGCGGGACACGGGCCCGUAUCUUCAGUAUAGCCAUGCUCGCGUCAACUCGAUUCUUCGCAAAGCUGGCCUUUCGCGUCAGGAGGUUGCGGAGCAUUGCCUCCGCAGUCCGACCUCGCUGGAGGAGCAUUUCUCGGAUACACCACAUUGCGUCAACUUGCUCCGUCUGAUCGCCCAGUACCCAGACGUGACCGUCGCUGCACUGCGCAACCUGGAGCCCUCAACUAUAUUGACAUAUCUCUUCCGGCUGACACAUCAACUUUCGUCCUGCUACGACGUCGUACAAGUUACCGGCACCAAUGAGGGCCGCGAUGUAAUGCUCAGUCGUGCUGGUCUUUAUGAAGGCGCGCGUCAGGUCUUGGAAAAUGGCAUGAGGCUGCUAGGUCUUAUACCAGUUGACAGGUACGUCCCGUGUGGCAGCGUUGAUUCUCUUGCGUUCAUUUAA